Molecule: messenger RNA, 1244 nt
Organism: Cucurbita pepo subsp. pepo (vegetable marrow)
Lineage: Eukaryota; Viridiplantae; Streptophyta; Magnoliopsida; Cucurbitales; Cucurbitaceae
Gene: AUR1
Product: ataurora1
Biological process (GO): protein phosphorylation
Molecular function (GO): ATP binding; protein kinase activity
Source: RefSeq, a predicted model, not a curated record
GCCUUGUCUUUCCUCGUCUCGCUUUCUGUCUCUUCUCGCCAUCCGAUCUGAUUCUCUCUUCUCUCCUCCCUCUCUUUCACAUGGCGAUCGCUGCAGAGAACCAACCACAGGAGAAGAUCACCACUACGGAGGCCUCUGCAGUCGAGAAGAGAAGAUGGACGCUUAACGACUUUGACAUUGGAAAACCUCUCGGAAGAGGGAAGUUCGGACAUGUCUAUCUAGCUAGAGAAAAGAGGAGUAAUCACAUUGUGGCACUGAAAGUCUUAUUCAAGAGCCAGUUACAACAGUCUCAGGUUGAGCAUCAGCUUCGCCGGGAAGUUGAAAUUCAGAGUCAUCUUAGACACUCUAACAUUCUGCGCCUCUAUGGAUAUUUCUACGAUCAAAAACGAAUUUAUUUGGUACUGGAAUAUGCUCCCAGAGGUGAGCUUUACAAGGAACUACAGAAGUGCAAAUACUUCAGUGAGAGACGUGCUGCUACUUACGUUGCAUCGUUGGCCAGGGCUCUCAUAUACUGUCAUGGAAAGCAUGUAAUUCACAGAGACAUCAAACCAGAAAAUCUUCUAAUUGGUGCCCAGGGUGAACUGAAGAUAGCAGAUUUUGGAUGGUCGGUGCACACAUUUAACCGUAGGCGUACUAUGUGUGGGACAUUGGAUUAUCUGCCUCCUGAGAUGGUGGAGAGCGUGGAACACGAUGCAAGUGUGGAUAUCUGGAGUCUUGGUGUCCUGUGCUAUGAGUUCCUCUAUGGGGUACCCCCAUUUGAGGCUAAGGAACACUCUGACACAUACAGGAGAAUUGUGCAAGUAGAUUUGAAAUUUCCUCCAAGGCCAAUCAUUUCUUCGACUGCAAAGGACCUUAUCAGUCAGAUGCUUGUCAAGGAUUGUUCUCAACGGCUGCCACUACACAAAGUUCUUGAACACCCUUGGAUUGUGCAAAAUGCAGAGCUAUCUGGUGUAUAUAAGAGUUGAGAUUCAGCCUUGUUACAAUAGCUAUUUGAAACAAAGCUUCAAAAUUUAAUCUCCAUUACUUGUAGCAGCAUCAGCGCAAUCGGGGGAGUCUGAGAGAUUGUAAACAAUUACUAAUUGAUAAAUAUCCAUUCAAUUGUCAUCCCAUUUCUUUUCCCAAAUUCUUCAUCUGUUCUUCAACAUGUUUGUGUUGUGUACAAACGAUUGGUAGCUUGGCUGGCAUGCAAAUUUUUAUGAUUAGAGAAUGCUGUGCUCUUAAUAGCAGUUGGGUUUCACCUGCUA